Molecule: messenger RNA, 1911 nt
Organism: Phytophthora nicotianae INRA-310
Lineage: Eukaryota; Oomycota; Peronosporomycetes; Peronosporales; Peronosporaceae
Exons: 2
Coding region: 1-1911 (636 amino acids)
Cellular component (GO): nucleus
Source: RefSeq, a predicted model, not a curated record
AUGGCGUUCAACAAUUAUAUCCAAUCAAAUAUUUUCUUCAACUCUGAGUUCGUCGCCGACCAGUUCUUCGGCGGGGUCAUGGAGAGAUCGCUGCUUGACGCUCGUCAUACGGUCCCAGCGGCAUCUACGCCGGCACAAACAAGCUCAUCUGCACCUCGAGGCUCCGUCGGCCUCUUUCUAGCUUCAGGGGCCCGCGAACGCGCCGUACCAACCAAUCCGGGACUGGCGUCUUUUCCCCAUGAAGACGUGGAGCCAAUGAGAGCGUAUCCUGCGCCGUCGAACACGUCGAAUCCUGCGUCAUCAACGGCCGCUGGCACUGCAGGCUUUCGAUCGGUUCCAUUGCCACGUUGGUCGCCGUCUCCAUUGACACCCAGAUACUUAGCAGCGGUAACACAUCAGCCUCCGCCUCCAUUGGGCGUUUUAUUGACCUGCUCGGCCCCUGGAUCGGGCACUACCAGUGUACCAAGUGCUGAAGCUGUUGGGAAUGAGACGGGCGGUCAUUAUUACCACUACAGCAAUGGCCCGUCGACUAGAGCAACGAUGGUGGAUACUACACAACGACAGGAGAUGGUACAGACAGGUAGUGGCCUCGGAGGCCUAAACGCUGCUGCUGUGGAGAGUGCAAAUGCUAGCACUGGUGGUGCAACGAUGACCAUGAACUCGACGUUGGCGGCGUUGCCGCUGCCCAUGACAUGCACGUUAGCGAUUCCACCGCCACCCACUGCAGUGAUAACAAAUUCAACCUCAGCAGCGCCUACCAGGAAGCGCAAGCGGAUUCCAGGCGCUAUGCGGAUGCGCAACUUCCUCUGUAUGCACCCUGGAUGUGGCAAGUCAUUCACGGACAGCGCCCAUCUGAGAGAUCACACGGUUGUACACACAGGUGAGAAGAAGCUGAGCUGUCCGACCUGCAACAAACUAUUUGCCAGAGCGUCUACGUUACAGGAGCACAUUCGUGUCCAUACUGGUGAGAAACCUUACGUGUGUGGUGUCCCGGGCUGCAGUAAACGUUAUUCGUCCCGUGCUGCGAUGCGCUUCCACCGAUCCACCCACGUCCCGCAGAUCGCCUUCCCUCCAAAUGUACACGUCGACGCUGACGCUAAUGCGGUGCAAGCCCAGGGUACACAAGCGACACCGUUCGUAUGUCAAGAAUGCGGGAAGCAUUUUCGCGUCCGUGAGCUCUUGAUGGCUCACCUGAAGGUCCAUGCCGCUCACCGUGCAGCAGCAGCGCUCACCUCAUUGUCGCCUUCUGGAACAGUUAGAACUGUGAUUGAUCGAUCGCUGAAUGCUGAAGAGGAUCCAAACAAUAUUCGUCAGAUAAUCCGCGGAGAUUCGUCCCAUACUGGUGAAGUACCGGCGGAUGAGAACAGAUACCUUCAAGCCACGAUUCGAGCACAGCAGGAUCAGAUCGAGCAGUUAAAGGCAGAGGUAUUGCGACUGCGUGGCCAAGCUUCUAUUGACGCAGCUGGAACGUGUCCACCAACUGAAGUGCCUGUGAGUACUAUAAGUGCUGUGAGUGUUGCACCGGCGUUGACUGCUCCAGUUGAAAUGCUUCGAGAUGGGUUCAAGCCGUUUGAGUGCUGCAUCUGCCACAACCGCUUUGCCAACUUCUAUCAGCUCACAUUUCACGGUAAGCAGCAUCCAGAAAGAUCCAUGACGGAGGUGACAGGAGAGCAGGCUCCACUUCCUGUAGGACCCAAACAUUGUCCUGAGGAAGAGUGCGAGUAUGCGGAAUCCACAGGUCGGAGUUUGAGAAACUUGCAGACUUUGAAGCGACAUUGGCAACGGCGGCAUCAGAACGAGCGACCAUACGCGUGUUCGUAUUGCCCAGCGACACGCCAGAAAACCUUCAAAACCCGAGAGAACCUCAAAGCUCAUGAAAAGGACUGCACCAAGAACGUUCCUGUCCGGUGA